UCAUCAUCAUCAUCAUCAUCAUCAUUAAUUUGGUUCAUCAUUAUUUUACAAUAUUUUCUACAUCAAUCAAUAAUUCAAGUAGUCAAUGCAAUCGAUAAUGGCCACAUCAGCAGCAGCAGCAGCAACGGUGGAGGAGGUGGAAGUGGAAAUAGUUGCCCAGUACGAUCAUUAAUAAAACCAUGCCUUUGUAAUGAGAUAACAAAAGGUCUUGAAAUCAUAUGUGAAGGUGUACAAUUGGAAAUGCUCAAAGAGAUUUUUGAUCGAUUACCUGUUAAUAAUAAUAAUAAAAAUGGUGGUGGUGGCGGUGAGCAUCAAAAAAAUCAACGUACAACAAUAAUGUAUUUAAAAAUGAAAAAUAAUCAUAUCCAUUCAUUUCCGGCACGUUUAUUAAACAAUAUAAAUGUUCGUCAUUUAAUGGCACAUAAUUGCAAUAUGAUUGCUGUUGAUUCAGAUGCCUUUUUAUCAAUACAUGAUCAGAUUGAAUCAUUAGAUUUAUCGCAUAAUAAAUUUCAGAAGAUACCUGAUGCCCUAAAAGGCCUUUCAACAUUGGUUUCAUUGAAUCUGAAUUAUAAUGAAAUUGAAACCAUUGAACCAGAUCAAUUUGAUGGCCUGGAAUCAUUAUUACGACUAUCAUUAUUUGGUAAUCGUAUAUUUGCCGUACAUGAACGUGCAUUUAUUGGUAUCGGACCGAAUGUAACACAAGUGAAUCUUGGCGGUAAUGAAUUAUCACGUAUACCAUCGGAUUCAUUACAAUAUUUAGGAUCAUUACAACGAUUACAAUUGCAUGAAAAUCGUAUACAUACAAUCACACGUAUGGAUCUAAAACAUCUUCGUCAAUUAGCCCAUUUGGAUGUAUUGAUUUUAGCCAAUAAUCUAAUCAAACAAUUAGAUGCUAACAUAUUUGCUGAUUUAUCUGUAUUAAAUUAUAUUGAUCUUGAAUCAAAUCAAAUAUCGAUGAUUGAUGAACAAGCAUUCAAUGGUAUUGAAAAAACAUUAGAAUGGCUAAAAUUGGAUAAUAAUCAAUUGCAAAUAAUACCAUCAAAUGCAUUAAGAAAAAUAACACGUUUGAGACAAUUGGAUUUGAAAAAUAAUCAAAUUGAACAUAUUGAUCGUCAUUCAUUUGAAUCAUAUGGUAAGAAUAUAAAAUUUUUAUAUUUACAAAAAAAUCGUAUCCAACAUAUUGAUGAUCAAGCAUUUGAAUCAUUCGAAUCAUUGGAAUGGCUAUAUCUACAUUCAAAUCAUUUACAACGUUUAUCAAGAAAAUUAUUUGAAAAAGUUAUUGAUAAAAAUUUAACAAUUCUUGAUCUUCAUGAUAAUCCAUUCAUCUGUAAUUGUGAAUUAAAUUGGUAUAAACAAUGGAUUGAAGAUAAUGAAAAAAAUCAAAUGUCUCAUAUUUGGAAAGAAACAAAGUGCUAUUAUUAUGAUGAUGAUGAUAAUUAUAACGAUAAUGAACCAGUUUCAAUAAUGGAUCAACAACAACAACAACAACAACAAAAGCAACGUAAACGUGAAAUAUUUCUCACUGAAAUGGAUAAAAUGAUUGAAUGUCAUGCAUUUACAAUGGAUCGAUUAUCAAUGACAACAUUAUUAACAAUGACUAUGAUGAUGACAAUUAUUAUAACGUCAAUAUAAUUAUAAUUAUUAUAUAUAUGUUUGGUGUUCAUAUAACUCGACAAACAAUAUUAGACAUGUAUGUAUGUCGACCAUGGUAACGUGGAAUGGUGAUAAUUUGUUUAAAUACAACGACGACGACGACGACAACAACAACAACAACUAAAUCUGUGAAAUACAAUCAUAAUCCUCAUCAACAAACAAAAGAGAGAGCCAGAGAGAGAGAGAGAGAGAGCCAAAAAAAAACCGGAAACCAAAAAUCAAAAAAAACAAAACAAAAAACAAACAUAACGAGCAAAUUCAAUCCAGAUUCGACAACGAGAUGAUAUAUAUUGGUGAUAGGAGAAAAAAAAAUUAGACAUUGAAUGAAAAUCAAUAUAAUACAAACAAUGACGAAUCAUAAAUUUUUUUUUUGU
Molecule: messenger RNA, 2027 nt
Organism: Dermatophagoides farinae (American house dust mite)
Lineage: Eukaryota; Metazoa; Arthropoda; Arachnida; Sarcoptiformes; Pyroglyphidae
Cellular component (GO): plasma membrane
Molecular function (GO): protein binding
Source: RefSeq, a predicted model, not a curated record